Vigna umbellata (rice bean) is the source of this 798-nucleotide messenger RNA. Its product is annotated as receptor-like protein EIX2. NCBI's taxonomy places the organism in Eukaryota, Viridiplantae, Streptophyta, Magnoliopsida, Fabales, Fabaceae. The record is from RefSeq and is a predicted model, not a curated record. Gene Ontology annotation, molecular function: protein binding.
AUAAGCCUAAUGUGGAAAGGUGUGGAACAGUGGUUCAAGAAUCGAGAUUUUAAGCUUAUGAGCAUUGAUCUUUCAAGUAAUAAGUUGACAGGUGAUAUACCAAAAGAGGUUGGAUAUUUACUUGGGUUAGUUACUUUGAAUUUAUCAAGAAAUAAUCUGAGUGGAGAAAUUCCUUCAGAGAUAGGAAAUUUAAGUUCACUAGAGUCGCUUGACUUAUCAAGAAAUCAUAUCAGUGGGGGAAUUCCUUUCUCACUUUCUCAAAUUGAUUUUCUUGGCAAGUUAGAUUUGUCACACAACUCUCUCUCUGGAAGAAUACCAUCAGGAAGACACUUUGGAACUUUUGAUGUCUCUAGUUUUGAAGGGAAUGUUGGCCUUUGUGGUGAACAACUUAACAGAACUUGUCCUGAAGAUGGAAAUCAGACAACGAUAAAGGCUCAAGAAGAUGGAACAGUUAAUGAUGAUGAAGAUAAUGGUUUCUAUGAAGCACUGUGUAUGAGCAUGGGGAUUGGAUAUUUCACUGGAUUUUGGGGCUUAUUAGGGCCAAUGCUACUUUGGCAUUCUUGGAGAAAUACUUAUCUGAGGUUCCUAAACAGAUUGACAGAUGGUAUAUAUCGAUAAUAUGCAUGCCAAGUAUUGUUGGUGCUUUGAUUGCAAGAAAAAGGUUGUUGCCAUUGUGCUACGUACCCACUUCUGAUUACCUGGGAUGAAAGCAAGCAUCAUCGUUAGCCAUACAAGUCCCAGAUAUGUAUUUAGUGUUAGUUUGAAUGUUUUUGCAGUAAGUAAUUUAUUUCAAAGUCU